Ricinus communis (castor bean) is the source of this 2352-nucleotide messenger RNA. RefSeq lists its product as uncharacterized. The transcript is spliced from 4 exons. The record is from RefSeq and is a predicted model, not a curated record. NCBI's taxonomy places the organism in Eukaryota, Viridiplantae, Streptophyta, Magnoliopsida, Malpighiales, Euphorbiaceae. The coding region runs from base 115 to 2169 and encodes 684 amino acids.
GCGGGGCAUUUGAAUUUGAAUUAGUAACGGGCUAACGGCCUCCUUCAUUUUCUUUCUUUUACUCUGCCAUUUUCCACACCAUUCACCACCACAGCACAACACUACACAACAAAAAUGGCUUCUCUCACUCCAGGAAUCCUCCUAAAGCUCCUCCAGUCCAUGAACUCCACAACUCGCGUCACCGGCGACCACCGCUCACCUCUCCUUCAAGUGACCGGCAUAGUCCCUGCCCUUGCCGGAUCAGAUCUCUAUUCUAACCAAGGCUUCUACGUUCAACUCUCUGAUUCUCUCAACUCUACCUACAUUUCCCUCUCUGACCGCGACAACGAUCUCAUUCUCUCUAAUCGCCUUCAACUCGGUCAAUUUGUUUACAUCGAUCGGUUCGAAUUUGACUCUCCUGUCCCUAGGGUUUGUGGCAUCCGUCCUAUAGCCGGCCGCCAUCCUUUUGUUGGGACACCUGAGCCACUAAUUGCGCGGAUUUCUGCAUCGAGGAAAGACUUUGUUAUUCAACCUGUGGAUAAUUCUGAGUACACGGUGGAUCCCAUUGCUGUUUAUUUGGCUAACAAGAAAUUUGAUGACUCGGCAAGGAAUGAGAAAAAACAAGUUAAGAGCAGUGAAAUAGUAAGACAACCACUUGCGCCGCGAGAUAAUAUUUCAAAUUCGGAUGAAAAUAAGGUGCCUCAGAGAUUCUGUUCCCCGGGUGGAGCAAAAAGAUCAGUCUCUGUGGGGAAGAAGAAUGUGGUGGAACGAGAUCCUUCUCCUGCGGGAAAAGGGAAGAGAUCAUCAUCCCCAGCGCCUUCAAAAUGUGUUGUUCCGAGCUUGGUGGCAGCACGAGAGGAGAACAGGAAGGUGUCAAGGGAGCCAGCCAUUAUUGUUCCCUCAAGGUAUAAGCAGCCAUCGCCUAGCAGGACUAAUCCACGAAGGACUUCGCUUUCUCCUGGGAGGAGGUUGUCUGGUGGAGUCAAAGUAUCUCCUGUUGUGGCAGAUUCUGCUGGUAAGAAAGCUAUUCCCGGGAUUUCAGAGGCAGUUAUCGCCUCUGCAAAGAGUACUAGUAGCAGCAGUAGUAGUAGGAAGAAGAGUUGGGAUGAGAAGCCAGCUAUGAUUGGUUCAGGAGAGCUGAAAGAGAGAGGUGAUGUGAAGAAGAAGCAGCCAGAUCUGCAAGCAAUUUUGAGGACUCAGGCUGCCCUCUCUAGGCGUCUAAGUGAUGCAAAUAGUCGACAAUCUAAUCAGGAUGAUGAUUCCUCAAGCAACGAGACAACAAAGAGUGAUUCUCCAGAAGCUCGGGACAAAGAGAAGCCAACUUGCGCUGCUUUGGGUUUCACUGUACACGAGAAGAAAUGGACUGAUGGCAGUAUUUCUUUGGAUACAGUCUCUGAAGAACUUGCAAAACUUGGAAAGGAGGCAAUACAAAGGAAGGUCCUUGCUUCCGCAGCUGCCGCUGAAGCAUUGGAGGAAGCUAUUGCUACUGAGACUAUUAUAAGGAGUUUAAGUGUAUUUUCAGAACUUUCUUCUAUAUCCAAGGCCGGGAAUCCUUUACCAACAAUUGAUAGAUUUUUCUCAAUUUAUGAUGACGUUGUGAAAUAUACUGUGACUGCUGAGUCAGUUGCUGCUAGCCACUCGUCUGAUCAGACCACCAUUCCGACUCAGCAAUCAAAGUCUGCUUCUCUAUGGGUUGAAGCUGCUUUAGCGACUGAUCUUGAGAUUGUUUCCCUGCUGCACAGUAAGAGUAGUGAUCCUCCAACUACUCUGCCAAGAAGUUUGUCCAAACGACAGUCUUUAAAGGCUAGUUCAUCAGCAGCAGUGGAUCCUAUAGUUGGAGUUUGGACAAGGGGCAAAGGAAUGAAAGAAACAGUAGAACUUGCAAUGAAGUUGCAGGCUGAGAUGCAAUUAUGGUUUGUAAGGUUUGUGGAGGAGUCCCUGGAUGCAAGUUUUCGUGCAUUGGGGGAACGUAGUACUGAUGGAAUUAAAGCAAUGCCUUUAAGCUCUAGCUCCAUUGCAGCUAUCUUACCGCAGUUGAAGAGGGUAAAUGAUUGGUUGGACCGUAUAGUGUCAAAGAACGAUGAACUUCUUAUGCAAAAGAUUGAGAAGCUGAAGCGAAAAAUCUAUGGCUUUGUCAUUCAGCAUGUUGGAACAGCCUUUGAUAACUCCUCGCAGGUUGCUUCCUCUUGAUAUAUGCUAUUUAAUUAUUUAUCUGUUCUUUUCUCUUUUUUUAAAUUGUUUUGACACUGCACUUUUAGAAAUUCUCGCUUGUUUAAAUUUACUUAAACAAGAAAUGCUGCUCUAAAGCAAUUUGUUUUGUAUCAUUUUAUGUUUUCACUUCUUCUGCUAUUCAUUGGCUAGUGCUUAUUUGUA